UGGCGAACAUUUCGAUUUGUUGGCCUUCUGUUUAUUAUCUGUCUUGCAUAUAACUGUAUAAUGCAGUUUAGAUGGCCGAGGAACUUUUAGUUAACGAUGGCGUGCGAGCUGACUUCGCUUCCUGGAUUCGCAGUGAUUGGAUUCUUGGUACUGAUUCUACGAGAUUCUCUUCUUUUAUGAGAUUCCCUAUCGCAAUAUAUCAGGUUAUAUCAUGUUUAGACGUUCGUGUAUCUCGUUACCGUCAACUUGGUAAUGAGGAGGACUUGGGUGAGGAUGAAAACGAGUCCUCUUCUUACUUGUCCAAUACCAUGACCACUCGUAUGCUGCGUCUAGUGUUGAAUGACGGCCAGAGGGAGAUCAUUGCUUAUGAAUACGAGCCCAUUGCAUGUUUAGAUGUAUUUCAUGCUAAUUUGUUAACGGGUAAUCCAAUUCGAUGUUGUGGUAAGAUUGGUAUAUUCAACGACCCUGUGGAACGUCGUGGUGCUUUAUGGUUAACUCGUAGUAAUGUAAAGUUGAUAUUUGAGGGUUAUAAGUGCAAGAGUGGUAAAAACAUUCAACCUGAUGAUGACCCUAUUGAAGUUAGUUCCUUUGUCCAUGAACAUUUCAGUCCAAGUACUUUCCCUGCUUCUGACGCUGGGUAUAGCUCAGUUGCGCCUGUGUCCCAGGACUUCAGUGGCAAUAUACAAACCAGCAGCAUUGAUGAAAUAACUUUAUCGCAGAGCCUUGAUGACGUCAUUUCAGGGAUAUUACAGCCAAGUGACCACAGGAGCGACUGUGGUUCAGAUCGUGCCUUUACUGCUGCGGAUGACUAUUUCCCUAAGGGUUCUCCUAAUUUACAUUAUUCCUAUGAUGCCUUUUUACUUCGUUCGAGGUUGAAUGCGUCUGAAUCAUCGUAUGUUGAAUACUUUAGCAAUUUUUUGAGAUCCAAUGGUUUUUUCGAUUGCACAUCAAUUGUGCAACAACUCUCUCAGUUGAACAAAUUACCUGCUUUGGUGGAGCCAUCGCCUAAAUGGUUAGAAGACGAUUCUCACUUUGGUUUUCUUGAUUUUUCUAUACCUUUAGGUAUUUUGGAUAUGCAUUCUAGAUCAGAUGUCAUUGCUGAUGAGUUGCGCAAUGCUGGUUUUUCUGAUAGUUCUCGUGUAUGGCUGGUUAAUUUGAAUGAUUGUUGUUAUUGUUUUUAUUGUUUAGUUUCUUUGGAGACUUUAGACAUUGUACAAACGUCACUGCUUGAAACUUCUAGGGCUAUUAACUCUAAGGAGGGUUUCUUUGACGUUAAAUGUUUCGGUAAUGAUGGAGUAUAUCUUUAUUGGAUAUAUCGUUACCGUGUUAAAUUGGAUCCUGCAGAGUUUGCAAAGAAGGCUGCAUUGGUUGAUGCAGAAUACGCCAAGAUACAGGCAAUUCUUGACUUUUGAGUAAGCUUAAAACGAAGUAUCUAACACUCUUCCAUGUUCUGUCAUUUCUGUAUACUUAUAUA
This is a messenger RNA of Babesia bovis T2Bo, 1474 nucleotides long. RefSeq lists its product as uncharacterized. The record is from RefSeq and is a predicted model, not a curated record. The coding region runs from base 72 to 1412 and encodes 446 amino acids. The transcript has a single exon. NCBI's taxonomy places the organism in Eukaryota, Apicomplexa, Aconoidasida, Piroplasmida, Babesiidae.